UCACAAAUUAUUUACAGGUGCCUUGAAUCUUGAUGACUCUGAUGUCAACCCACGGUUCAAUCACUCGCUCGCCCAACAUGUGAAGUAAGUACCUUACUCCAAUAUUACAUCUCAAAGCCACAAAAGUAGAAAUAGAAGGCCCCUAAUUAUCAGGACAUGUCUUAACGUGACAAGUUAGAAAGACGACAUAUUUUGGUUGUUUAAUUUCCGAGGGCCGAGGGGUGCUGGCACAAAAAGUUUCGGUUUCAUCGCGUUGACAGGCAGAGUCCUAUUGGCGAACUGCUUUCGGCUAAAACUUCAGACAGGAAAGGAAACAAUCGGCGAUCAAAAGGGGAAGAAGCGGAAGCCGGAGAAGUGAACAUGUCGGCGCUUUUCAAUUUUCAUUCGUUUCUGACGGUGGUGCUGUUGGUGAUCUGCACUUGCACUUUCUUGAAGAUGCAGUUCCCCACCAUUCUCGAACAGAAAACCGGAUUCCGUGGAUUCUUUUGGAAAGCAGCCAGAAUAGGUGAACGGUUAAGCCCCUGGGUAGCUGCAGGGUGCCUGACGAUGGGCGUCUCGAUCAUAUUCUUCUGACAACAGCUUCUUUCUGCCAUUCAACUCAACAACCAUGUCUCCAUAUCCAGCAGCUGUUUGCAAAAUGCCAAGUUCUGCGUAUGCCAUAUCUUGAUAUUAUAACAAGGUAAUCGAUCCAUUUGUAACUUAGCAGUACUAAGCAGUGUGAGUUGUUUUUGCUUCUCUGACAGUGUCUGAAAGGCAAUCUGAGGGGCACUUUUCUGUGUUAAAUUAUUUGCUUUCCUGUUGCAAUUGGAGAUUCAACUUGCAGAAAAUCGCCAACUUGGCUUUGACCCUCCAAAGGUACCGGAGGAAAACAUUUAAUCCCCUUGUAAUCAUUCAUAUUCUCCCAAAAUUUUCAUACCAUAUGCGAUUGCAAAUUAAUUAUGCAGGUGUCUCCGUAUUUGCUUUGACUUUUUGGCAUGGUUUGGUUGCUGGUUGUUGUUGAUGUACCAAUAUUAUUUUAAGUCAGCACUAAUUGUAGGCUGUAGCAUCAUUACCUUUGCUAAUAAUAAUACUAUUAUAUUAUGAUCAUGAAUUCACGAUUAAGAUAAAGGGUGGUGGCGGUUGACCUGACCCCUCCACCCCCCUAUAGAAUUGGAAUUGGGAUUUCACAUCAGCAGCUAGCAGAUUGCAGCAAUGGCCAGCAAUGUUUGCUUCACAAUUGUUCUCAGUUUGUGGGAUCUUGGUGGUGCAAAACCGUGUCAACAGCCACCAAACAAAACCCAGCCACAGAAUGGAAUUCCUUUGUAUUAUAACAAACAGCAAAUGGACAUGUGCAAUUGGAGAGUAUGAGCAGCACUGUUGAUUCGAGUAUAGAUCAAAGUUGGAACUCGAAGAACAGUCGACCAAUAUAUCUUACUUGUUAGCAUGAACACUCUGCUCUAGAAAUGUUGAUUCGAGUAUAGAUCAAAGUUGGAACUCGAAGAACAGUCGACCAAUAUAUCUUACUUGUUAGCAUGAACACUCUGCUCUAGAAAUGAUAGCUACUGCUUAUUGGACACUAUUAUCCUAAUCGUCAAGUUGCUGUACUUUUUCGUUCAGAACAUUCUGUGCUGGUAUCUUAUGCCGUACUGAGUUCAGUAUGACAUGCACUUUAAGAAUAAACAAAGAUAGUGUGACAGGAAGAAGAUGGGAGAAUUCAACCCAAAUCAUCUGGAGAUCUGCCCUUUUAACGCAACUGCUUGGCCGCGGCGGUAUGGGUAAACAGAGAGAGCAUUUGAUGAAUUUUCACGCAGUUUUGGCCGCUACUAAAGGGACAAGCGGAAGAGGGGAAAAAGAUCGAAAAGAACAGAUGCGGCAACUUGGGGCCUGGGCUGGCUGUGGCCAGUGGGCACAACACAACAAGUGGGGGCUAGUGGUUUCAGGUCACUUUCGUUUCGUAGUAGCCCACACAAACAAUUGGUUGCCUUCCAAUGCACUCAGAAGUUGAGUGUCUAGACUCAAAACGAUAUUUUAAAAUUUUAACCUCAAGUUCAAUUAGUAUCGAUAGGAGUCAAGAUCCAAAACAUGUAAAAAAGCUUACAAGACGAAGCUAAAGAAUAAGUCAAAGUCGAGAGACAAAUUUUAGAAGUGGACAUCAUCAUAGGAGUUAGGGGGACAAAAACUAUCAAGCCAGACACAUUCUGAUGAAAAGUAAUAUAACCAGUGAUAGAAGGCGUCGGGUGUCAUACCGUAAACUGAAGUUUUGUCCUCUAAGAUCAUCAAGCCAUAUACAAUGACUACUACUUCUCUAUGCUCACUUUCUCUCUUUAAGUCUCCGUAUGCUUCUUUCUUUUUCCCUUCUCUCAUAUCCAUAUUGAUAUGGGGACAUGUGAACCGUUUUGCGAUAAAAAGAUGUCCGACCUUUCAAAUAUCUUGGAUUCAGUUGACCUUACAUCAGAAAAGCACAACUAAGUAUAAUUCAAAUAUGAUGUUCAAAAUGCUCUUGUAAAGAACGUACUUACAGAGUUGGGAGUUGUUGAAUUAAGCGUUAAAUGUCUU
Linum trigynum is the source of this 2535-nucleotide messenger RNA. Lineage: Eukaryota; Viridiplantae; Streptophyta; Magnoliopsida; Malpighiales; Linaceae. The record is from the annotation of a GenBank genome assembly.